AUGUCGCCAACCUCUACUUCAAACCAAUUAUUGAAACGACUAUUUCAGAGCCCACUAUUGAAAAACCCAUCUCGAUGGUUAUUUGGCAUACCUAGAAAACAUUCACACAAAUUUAUUGAAACUCAAAAUUACGAUAGAAGGGCACUAGAUACGAAUGCUUUUGCACAAGCGUUAACACAAACUUAUGCAAAUUCUCGUACAACUGUGCUACCCUUGGGUUGUGGAAUUAAUUUGACAGUUGACAAAAGUGACGAUGGCUGCAUCUUAUCGCCAAUUGUCGGGCGAGAUGUAGGUGAUGUGCCUCAUCGACUAAUUGUGAAUAACAAACAAUUAAUUGAAUACCUAAAGGAUAAGCCCAAAUUGACUUAUCAUUUCAAACCUUUGCGUAUGGAAACGUUGGGAUUGUCUUUGCAGAUGAAGAGCCAGCUUGCGCCUGAUAUCACCGAUAUGAUUGAAAACUCGUAUAAGGAGAAAAUCGACUCAUUAUUUAAGGAGGUAUCAGAGAAGUUACCAGAGAUUCCAACAGGAAAUGACGGAAUUUUACUUACUACUACCACUUCCAAGUCAUUGAGCCAAUGGGGAGAUGGAUAUAUGAAGAUAGACAAAUCAAUAUUUGGACUUAAAAAGGAUAAGUAUAUCGAGUUUGCAAACCAUCCAGAGUUGUCACAACUCAUCAUUGCGUACAUUGACUUUAACAGUUAG
Molecule: messenger RNA, 702 nt
Organism: Lodderomyces oxycetoniae
Lineage: Eukaryota; Fungi; Ascomycota; Pichiomycetes; Serinales; Debaryomycetaceae
Exons: 1
Coding region: 1-702 (233 amino acids)
Source: RefSeq, a predicted model, not a curated record